UUUUAAUUAAUUUAUUUUUUAUAGUAUUAUUAAUAUAGUUUAUGAAGAAAUUAUACAAACAUAUCCGCCAUGCAAAUGGAAAAUUAAGUUCCUAAAUUAUAGUAGUUAUAUUUCUUGUACUCCUUUUAAAAUUAUAUCUAUAGAAUUUUUUUAAUUUUUUUUUUGAAUUCCUUAAGAACCAGCUUACUGUUUUUCAAUUCUGAUUUGUAAGAUUUAAUUGAAUAGUGGGUCUUGAUUUGAUUUUUGGUUUUAUUUCUGGAGUUUGUUUUUUGGUGAAUUGGGGUUUUUUUUUAUGGAUGAAUUUAGUGGAAAGAUUUGAACUUUAGAAUGAAAAAAGUUGGAUUUUUUGGUUAAUUGUUGAUUCUGUGAUCUUUUGGUGAAUUUAUUGGUUUGUUUCUCUGUGUGGAGGAUUUUGUUGAAGUUGUCCACAUUAGGAGGUGAAAUUUCUACCAAAAUUUGAACUUUAGAAAGGAAAAAAGUUGGAUUUACUGGUUAAUUUUUGAUUCAGUGAUCAUUUGGUGAGUUGGGUCUUGUUUUUCUUGUCGAAAUUAGGGGAUUUUUAUCUCAGUUUGGGGGAUUUUGUUGAAGUAGUCAGCAUUAGGAGGUGAGGUUUUUGUACCAAGAUUUGAACUUUAGAAAGGAAAAAGUUGGAUUUUUUUGGUUAAUUGUUGAUUUAGUGAUCAUUUGGUGAGUUGGGUCUCGUUUUUCUUGUCGAAUUUAGGUGGGGUUUUUUUCUCAGUUUUGGGGGAUUUUGUUGAAGUAGUCAGCAUUAGGAGGUGAGUUUUUGUACCAAGAUUUGAACUUUAGAAAGGAAAAAGUUGGAUUUUUUUGGUUAAUUGUUGAUUUAGUGAUCAUUUGGUGAGUUGGGUUUCCUUUUUCUUGUCGAAUUUAGUGGGGUUUUUUCUCAGUUUUGAGGAUUUUGUUGAAGUAGUCAGCAUUAAGAGGUGAGUUUUUGUACCAGGAUUUGAACUUUAGAAAGGAAAAAGUUGGAUUUUUUGGGUUAAUUGUUGAUUCAGUGAUCAUUUGUUGAGUUGGGUCUCGUUUUUCUUGUCGAAUUUAGUGGGUUUUUUUCUCAGUUUUGGGGGAUUUUGUUGAAGUAGUCAGCAUUAGGAGGUGAGUUUUGUAUCAAGAUUUGAACACUAGGAAGAUAACAUUUGCAUGUGUAUGAGAGGAAUGAGGACAAUGAGAGGUGAAGUAGGAGGAUUGAGGGGACAACAAUGACUACAGAGUCAUUGGGUUUCUGUCCUUCUGGAAGUUAUGGUUCUUUUGCUGCAAUAAUUCUGCUACAUUACAAACUACACUCUGAAAGCCACCAAAUAUGUUUAAGGAGAAAGAAGGAUUGUUCCCCGGGAUUCACAAAUUCGCACCAAGAAAGAAGGUGGGGAUGCUUCUACUGUGUGCAGUUUCACUAGCAGUUUUCCUAUGGGUCGUGCUUAUUGACAAAGGUGAAGCACAAGAAAGUAACCUCUCCAUAGGCAAUAGGUUAUUUCGAGAAGCUGGACAAAAGGAUAAUUCUACUACUAUUGAGUCGGUAGAACGAACUAAUGCUGGACAAAGUGCAUUGACUAUCCAACCUCCUCCUCCUGUAUAUUUUAAAGGAUACACUCUUCCUCCUGGGAAUCCAUGUGAAAGCUUCACGUUGCCACCCCCGCCCACAGAUAAAAAGAGGACUGGACCAAGGCCAUGUCCAGUAUGCUACCUCCCUGUUGAACAAGCAAUUUCACUAAUGCCUGAUGCACCAUCCUUUUCUCCUGGGGUUAGCAAUUUGACUUACAUUCAUGAAGAAAAUUCAGAGAAACCCGAGUUUGGAGGAUAUCCUUCACUGAUGCAAAGGAAUGAUUCAUAUGAUGUAAGAGACUCCAUGAAUGUGCAUUGCGGAUUUGUUAAAGGAAUCAGGCCUGGACAUCAAACAGGUUUUGACAUUGAUGAUUCUGACCUUAAUGAGAUGGAAUCUUGUCGAGGUGUCAUUGUGGCAUCAGCAAUAUUUGGCGCUUUUGAUUUGAUAAGGCAACCAAAAAAUAUCAGCGAAUAUGCCAAGAAAAAUGUCUGCUUCCAUAUGUUUGUGGAUGAACAAACAGAAGAUUUUUUAAGAAACUCUAGUGAGCUAGAUGGUUCCAUGAGAAUUGGCUUAUGGAGAAUUGUCACUGUUCACAACCUCCCUUAUGAUGAUCCGAGGCGAAACGGGAAGGUUCCAAAGCUUCUGCUUCAUAGGCUCUUUCCCAAUGCUCGUUAUUCUCUAUGGAUUGAUGCAAAACUUGAGCUGGUUGUCGAUCCCUAUCAAAUACUUGAAAGGUUCUUGUGGAGAAAAAAUGUCAGCUUUGCAAUAUCAAAGCAUUAUAGACGCUUUGAUGUGUUUGUAGAAGCAGAAGCUAACAAAGCUGCUGGAAAGUUUGACAAUGCUUCCAUCGACUUUCAAGUUGAAUUCUAUAAAAAGGAAGGUCUAACUCCUUAUUCCGCAGCUAAACUUCCUAUUACAAGUGAUGUCCCUGAGGGAUGUGUAGUAGUAAGGGAGCACAUUCCAGUUUCCAAUCUCUUUGCUUGUCUUUGGUUUAACGAAGUGGAUCGUUUUACUCCAAGAGACCAAAUUAGCUUCGCCAUUGUGAGGGACAAGAUAAUGUCAAAGACAAAUUGGACAUUGAAUAUGUUCUUGGACUGUGAAAGACGUAACUUUGUGGUUCAGGGGUAUCACCGCGACAUUCUUGAGCACUGGUCUCCCCCACCUCCCCCUGCUGCUCCUGAAAUUGUUCAUCCUCCACCGCCUGUACCUGAUAAAACCCCGCAGACCUCAAGCAACAUUACAACGUCAAGUUCAGUUACUGAGCGAUUAAAGAAGGUACCCUCAAAGCGCGGGAGAGACAGGAAAAAGCGUCAUAGAAAAGUUAUUGGAAAUUUUGCUUAAGCAAAUUCUUGUUUUUUUCCCCUUACCUGUUACAAGGAUAUCAAUUUUGGGGCUAGGAACUUAGCUACUUGAGUACUAUGACUUUUAACACAAUGGAGGUAAUCAAGUUUAGGUGUCAAAUUUAUUCAUUUUUUGUUGUAUAUAAUUGAAGGCUUAACAUCUAUUUUUUCAUAUCAUAGAAAUAUCAUACUGGAAAUAGAACUUUCAAUAGCUA
This is a messenger RNA of Solanum pennellii, 3113 nucleotides long. RefSeq lists its product as uncharacterized. The record is from RefSeq and is a predicted model, not a curated record. The coding region runs from base 1319 to 2899 and encodes 526 amino acids. The transcript is spliced from 9 exons. NCBI's taxonomy places the organism in Eukaryota, Viridiplantae, Streptophyta, Magnoliopsida, Solanales, Solanaceae.